UCUCUAAUGGCGACCCAACUCCGCCACCUCCCGCCGCCGCCCCUCGCCGGAAACCGCCGCACACUCGCCGGAACCCUAAUCCGCUCGGCCUCCUCCUCCCUCGCCCCUUCCCAUCGUCGUCAGACCCAUACCCCUUCCCUCUCCCUCCCCCUGCUCCUCCGAUCGGGAUCAUCGAACACUAGCAUCUCUUUAGCUCGAUCACUUCCCAUCCCCCCCGCCUACGAAAGUGCCGGAGGAGGUGGCGGCGGAGGCGCCGCCCCACCGAGAGGAGGCUCCUCCGGCGGAGGAUGGGGCUCCGGCGACGAUCCCGAUCCCCCGCCGCGGCCAUCCGAUCCGAUCGGGAUCUUCCUCGAGGGGUGGCGAUCUAGGGUUUCGGCGGACCCCGAGUUUCCCUUCAAGGUCCUCAUGGAGGAGCUCAUCGGGGUGAGCGCGAACGUGCUCGGCGACAUGGCGUCGCGCCCCAACUUCGGUAUCACCGAGCUCGACCUCGUCUUCUCCACCCUCGUCGUGGGCUCCAUCGUCAACUUCGUGCUCAUGUACCUGCUCGCCCCCACCUCCUCCAUCGCCUCCUCCGCGGCCAUUAGCCACAUGUUCGAGCCCGGGAACCACUCCCUCCUCACCCGCCUCGGCGUCUUCGCCUCCAAGGGCGCCGCGUUCGCCGCCGUGGGGUUCGCGGCGGGGCUCGCGGGGACGGCGAUCUCCAACACGCUGGUAGCGCUGCGGCGGCGGGUCGGCGGCGCCGCCGCCUCAGCCGCGGCGGCGGACGAAUCGCCGGCGAGGUCGCCGCCGACGGUGCUCAACGCGCUCACGUGGGCGGCGCACAUGGGGGUGAGCAGCAACUUCAGGUACCAGGCCUUGAACGGGAUCGAAUACGCGGCGGCGAAAACUUUGCCGCCGCCGGGGUUCAAGGCGGCGGUGGUGGUGCUGCGGUGUUUGAAUAAUGUGCUCGGGGGGAUGUCGUUCGUCGCGCUCGCGAGGAUCACCGGAUCGCAGAAGGCCACCGAGGAGAAGCCGGUGGCGGCGACGGACACGGCGGCGGAUGGAGCAGAGGAGUUGCAGAGUGAGGCACAGGCCAAGUAAGUGGUUUCUUGCUUUUGUUGCUAUGAAUCAGUUUUAGUUCUCUGAGUAAACGAGAAGGUUUUAUUGCGGUAGAAGAGUUUGCGAAAUAAUGUGGGGAUAUAUUGCAUAGAUUGAUGAUUGUGGGGAAAUUCAAGCAUAAUGCAAAAUUCGAUAAUUUUACGUUAUUUGCGAAAUAUAUUGAUAGCUCAUUACCCUUUUUGAGAUUGUAAUGAGAUUAGAUUCUUGAAGUUUAUACAUUGAACAAUUUUGGAUAAUAAAAUGUCAUUCAUGAAGA
Ananas comosus (pineapple) is the source of this 1354-nucleotide messenger RNA. RefSeq names its product protein RETICULATA-RELATED 3, chloroplastic-like. The transcript has a single exon. NCBI's taxonomy places the organism in Eukaryota, Viridiplantae, Streptophyta, Magnoliopsida, Poales, Bromeliaceae. The record is from RefSeq and is a predicted model, not a curated record. Bases 7 to 1080 code for a protein of 357 amino acids.